Dacryopinax primogenitus is the source of this 411-nucleotide messenger RNA. RefSeq lists its product as uncharacterized. The transcript has a single exon. The annotation marks the transcript as partial. The record is from RefSeq and is a predicted model, not a curated record. NCBI's taxonomy places the organism in Eukaryota, Fungi, Basidiomycota, Dacrymycetes, Dacrymycetales, Dacrymycetaceae.
CUAUGCCAAUUUUGUCAUGGUGCUCCGGGUCUCGCACUUCUCCUCCAAGUAUUGAAGCAGCGCAUGCCGUCUGCAUUUAAGGGAGAGAUGGGCCGUUGGAGGAACAAGAGGCUCGAACUUGCCCUGGAGUGCAUAUGGCGCGAAGGGCUGGUGAAGAAGGGGCUUGGGUUGUGUCAUGGGGUAACGGGGAAUACGGUGCCCUUCUUGAUACAAGCGGUGUCGGAGCUCAGAGAAGGUGCAGAAUCUAGGUGGGCUAUUAUAUGCUGCAGCUCUUUAUAUGCUAACAGAUGUCAACAGUGAAAACCUGAAUAAAGCCCUGACCUUCCUCGCGCUAUCCACGACCCUCCCUCCUGUACCCCCUUCCACGUCUCUGAUUCCCGAUCUACCACAGGCAUCUCUCUUUCACACCCC